AUGUGCAACGGUAAAGCUCUUCAAACGCAGUCUUGUAAAAAAAUGAACGUGAAAGCGAAAAAGCCUGAGAGAUAUUUUGAUACCUCAGUGACAUAUAAACACGACCAGCAUGAAACUUUGAACCGCUUUCUGAUUGCAUUGCAUAAAAAGCUUUGCAGAGAAAAUGCUGUUAGAAUGUUUGAUAUAUUUUUGAUUUUAAAAUUCACUGCAUGUGAUUCCGCAGGUUGGCUGUUGUACAUACAAAACUUUAACAGCAAUACAACCCUGAACGGAACUUAUGUGCAGUGUUUCAAAACUUGA
This is a messenger RNA of Clunio marinus, 300 nucleotides long. The record is from the annotation of a GenBank genome assembly. Lineage: Eukaryota; Metazoa; Arthropoda; Insecta; Diptera; Chironomidae.